GGAAACACGUCACACGUGCGCGCGCCGCGCAAGACUUCGCCGUGGCGUGGUGCGGGUCUGUCUCUCGUUUCCCACCAGGCCAGCAGGGAGCUCUGCACAACUUUGGCGCGCGCGCAGGCUUCUCACCUUUCGCGCGAGGUCGCGCGCGUCUCGCCUCGGGUGGGCGGUGCGUUGACGCGCGUGUCCGCGGCGCGUCACCGCCAGCUGGAUGAGCCGACGCGCCGCGGACUUGUCGUCGGGCCGGCAGAAGGACAAGAAGAGGAAGAAGGAGAAGGAGAAGGAGGACGGAGACGAGGAGGUUCGCUUGAGGACGGACAGUGGGGGGGAGAGGAGCGAGAGAAGCGAUCGAUCGCCGGCUGGCCGCAGACAACAACACUCCACCUGCACCUCCUUCCCCCUCGUGGACACAACACCCGCUCCUCCAUGAGCGCAAGAGCUUCCCUUCUUUUUCCUCUCCUCCUUUCUGCCUCCUCUCCUCUUCUUCUGAGAAGGAUGUGAGGGCAAAAUGUUUGUCCUCCAGAUGUGCGCCGCCCUCUGCGUCUUCCUGCCGUCGGCCUCUCGGGCCGAUGCAACGUGCGACGCCAUCCUCGGCGCGGCCGCCAAUGCCUCCUCCGUCCAAUCGCUGGCGUCCUCCUGGAACGAGACGCAGAUGAUGCUGAGCAACGCCAGCGUCCAGCCAACCGGGGCGGGAGACGCAUAUUGCGAGGUAUCACUGGACGGCAUCGGCACCUGCUGGCCCCGCAGCCCCGCCGCUCACAUUGUGUCCAGACCGUGUCCCGAGAUGUUGUACGGCGUCCGAUACAACACCACGAACAAUGUGUACAGGAAGUGCCUGUCCAAUGGGACCUGGGCCGCUAAGGGGAACUAUUCCAUGUGCAAGGCCAUCCUGAACCAGGAGCGUUUCCAGAAAAAGGGCAAGAUGCACUACCAGAUGGCGGUGAUCAUCAACUUCCUGGGUCAUGUCAUCUCCAUGUUGGCGCUGCUGGUUGCCUUCUUCCUCUUCCUGUGUUUGAGGAGCAUCCGAUGCCUGAGGAACAUCAUCCACUGGAACCUGAUCAGCGCCUUCAUCCUGAGGAACGCCACGUGGUUCGUGGUGCAGCUCACCAUGAGCCCAGAGGUGCACGAGAGCAACGUGGUCUGGUGCCGGCUGGUGACAGCUUCCUUUAACUAUUUCCACUCCACCAACUUCUUCUGGAUGUUUGGCGAAGGAUGCUACCUCCACACCGCCAUCGUGCUCACGUACUCCACUGACAAGCUGCGCAAGUGGAUGUUCAUCUGCAUCGGCUGGUGUAUCCCGUUCCCCAUCAUCGUGGCCUGGGCCAUCGGGAAACUUUACUACGACAACGAGAAGUGCUGGUUUGGGAAGCGGACGGGCGUCUACACGGAUUACAUCUACCAGGGUCCCAUGAUUCUGGUUCUGGUGAUCAACUUCAUCUUCCUGUUCAACAUCGUCAGGAUCCUGAUGACCAAACUGCGAGCAUCCACCACCUCGGAGACCAUUCAGUACAGGAAAGCGGUGAAGGCGACGCUGGUGCUGCUCCCCCUUCUGGGCAUCACCUACAUGCUCUUCUUCGUCAAUCCCGGCGAGGACGAGAUCUCGCAGCUGGUCUUCAUUUACUUCAACUCCUUUCUGGAAUCCUUCCAGGGCUUCUUCGUGUCCGUCUUUUACUGCUUCCUGAACAGCGAGGUGCGUUCGGCCGCCAGGAAGCGUUUCCACCGCUGGCAGGAGCAACACUCCAUCCGGGCGAGGAUGACGCAGGCCGUGUCCAUCCCCACGUCGCCGUCGCGGGUCAGCUUCCACAGCAUCAAGCAGUCCACGUCGCUGUGAAAAGUCGAUGAACUCAAAUCAACACCAAGCAUUAUCGGGGCGCAAGGUUGCGGGCGCUUGGGAUUGGAACGCGAGCGCGUAUGUACCGCAAGUUUCUCGUCCGUCGUCUUGC
Molecule: messenger RNA, 1940 nt
Organism: Hippocampus comes (tiger tail seahorse)
Lineage: Eukaryota; Metazoa; Chordata; Actinopteri; Syngnathiformes; Syngnathidae
Product: corticotropin-releasing factor receptor 1-like
Exons: 14
Coding region: 506-1828 (440 amino acids)
Biological process (GO): adenylate cyclase-activating G protein-coupled receptor signaling pathway; cell surface receptor signaling pathway
Cellular component (GO): neuron projection; plasma membrane
Molecular function (GO): corticotrophin-releasing factor receptor activity; corticotropin-releasing hormone binding; G protein-coupled peptide receptor activity
Source: RefSeq, a predicted model, not a curated record